AUGGCACUUUCAAUGACAAAAAAGCAGGAGCAGCACAACACAGGUGUUCACUACUCGGCAGCCAUGUUAAUCCUCAGCUUGUUCAUCGGUAAACAUAUUGGUAUAUGUGGUGCUGUCGGUUGUGGAAAAUCAUCAUUGUUACAAGCACUGAUUGGAAGGAUGCCGCUGCUUUCUGGCCAUCUUGCUGUUGCUGGUUCUGUGGCAUAUGCAGCACAACAGGCGUGGAUUUUUAAUGGGACGUUGAGGGAAAAUAUUCUAUUCGGAUGUCCGUACCAAUCAGAUUGGUACACCAGGGUACUUCAUGCCUGUAGUCUGGACCCAGAUCUCCGAAUAUUGGCCAAUGGGGAUAUGACUGAGAUUGGCGAUAGAGGAACAAACUUAAGUGGUGGUCAAAAACAACGCGUGAGCCUCGCGCGUGCUGUCUACAGUAAAAGAGACAUUUAUCUCCUUGAUGACCCACUGUCCGCUGUCGACGUCCAAGUCGGGAAACAUUUGUUUAACAAAUGUAUUGAUACACUUUUGAAGGAUAAAACUGUUGUUUUGGUGACUCAUCAACUGCAGUAUUUAGAACGUUGCGAUGAAAUAUAUGUCUUGGAUGAGGGUGAAAUAGCCGAACAUGGAAGCCAUGAAUCGCUGAUGGCCAAGAAUGGCCAUUACACAAAAUUGAUGGAACAGUUCAAUUCUAACAUGGACCGUAUUAAUAGUUCAGAUGAGGAAAAAUCAGAAGAUGACGAUGCAGAUUUUCACAAAAGCAACGAUGUCCCGACAAAACAGCAGUUUAACGGUUCUACUGUAACGGUUAACAACUAUGAGAAAGGAAUUCUGACGGAGAGGGAGAAAUCACAAACCGGCUCGAUCAGCACUGACUCAUACGGCAGCUACAUUAGACGGGCAGGGGGCAAAAUAACUGUCGAGGAGCCGGAAUCAAUUUCUAUCGACUUCAAUUUAUCUAGCUCAAAUUUCGCAAUUAGCGCAGAUGUGACAACAUCCGCCGUAAAUACACUGAACACGACCUCUUUUCGGAGCAUGGAUGAGACAGAGGAGCAAACAGACUGGUAUUUAAUGGUUUAUAUCUAUACCACAAUAGGCAUAACUGGACUAGGUGUACUGAAAGGAAUAGUCGCAGGGGUGGUGAUGACCACUGCAUCAGUUAACUUACAUAACAGGGCAGUCGAGAGGGUAUUGGGAGCUCCUAUGCAGUACUUUGACGCCAAUCCGCCUGGUAGAAUCCUUAAUCGGUUCUCGAGAGACGUAGAAGAGGUCGAUGUAUUCAUCCCAAAUAUGACGGAUAAUCUGCUCCAAGCGAUGAUCAUGAUAACUGCAUCCAUUAUCAGUACGGCAAUAAAUUUCCCUGUCUACCUCGUCGCGGUCGUCGCAGUUAUAGUUUACGUUUAUAUAAUCAAAACCAUAGCAACAGUGCCAUUACGAAACUUCAAACGUUUGGAAAAUGUCGUGCGGUCGCCGCUUAUCAGUCAUGUGACCACAUCCUGCAGUGGACUAAAUACGAUUGUUUCUUAUUCCCAGGAAAACAACUUUAUGACUGGAUGCAAACAUUAUUCGAACACUACUUCGAUGGCGCUGUUACUGUAUGAAGCCUGUAUCCGGUGGAUGGGCCUGAGAGUGGACUUCGGGGGCUCUGUCCUAACGAUUGUAACCAGUAUAGUCGUGUUGGCCACGAAAGGUUCUCUUCCUCCAACGUUGGCGGCUCUGUCCUUGACCAUGUCCGUCAAUGUGACGUCACUUGCCCAGUUCUGCACCCGUAUGUUAAACGAAGUAGAGGCCAGGUUUACUUCCGUUGAGCGGAUACACGAGUAUGAGAAUCUCGAAGUAGAGAAGGAAACAGGAAAUCUUCACGUGGACAAAAAAUGGCCAAGUCAAGGGAGGAUAGUAUUUUCAAAUGUAGUGAUGAGAUAUCGAUUCGACAUGGAUCCAGUACUCCAGAACAUCAAUUUCGAUAUAUUACCGAAACAAAAAGUCGGCAUUGUGGGUCGUACUGGAGCAGGGAAAUCAUCAUUGGCUGCCGCGUUAUUCAGAUUAACUGAUAUAUCGGAAGGUCACGUGUCCAUUGAUGACGUAGACAUUGGAAGCAUAUCUCGGAAACUCCUACGUUCGAGAUUGUCGUCUAUUCCACAAGACCCUGUAUUAUUUGCUGGUACACUUAGGUAUAAUCUGGACCCCUUUGAUGAGUAUACGGAUGCACAGAUAUGGGAUGCACUUCAACAAGUCCAUAUGAAAGAAAAAACGCUUGACCUAAUUAUUCAAGAAAAUGGAGAAAAUUUCUCCGUUGGGGAAAGGCAAUUGAUAUGUUUGGCCCGUGCUAUCCUUCGUCAAAACAAGAUUCUAGUCCUGGACGAAGCCACGGCGUCCAUAGAUACUUCCACAGACGCAAUGAUACAGGAGACGAUUCGGGACAGCUUCUCCGACUGCACCGUCCUGACGAUCGCCCAUAGACUCAACACCGUCUUACACUGUGACGUCAUACUCGUUAUGGAGGCUGGGAAGGUGAUAGAAAUGGGCAAUCCUCAGGCGCUGCUACAAAAUCCAUCUUCUCAUUUUAACAGUAUGAUCCGCGCUCAAACCUUGGCAACAGACGAAUGAAAAAUUAAGGUUUCUUCAACUAUAAAUAUGUUUCAAUGUAUUAUCUGUUAUGCAGUUUUGAUUGAAUAUAUUUCGUCUGAAUUAUUCGUCUGUCACGUUGGCGCUAGUAAAGUCCAUACUGGAUUUUCGACACCGUUUCUUGGUUUACAUCACACAUUGUAUACGUAUUCUUACUAUGAUUUUGCAUCAAACCACGAGAUGGACGUUUAUGUGAACAAUACGGAUUGCCUUAUAUUGAAACGAAAUAUACAUCAAAUUCAGUUUCAAUGUAUAUAUCAAGGGAACUCCUUUCACAUG
Molecule: messenger RNA, 2895 nt
Organism: Pecten maximus
Lineage: Eukaryota; Metazoa; Mollusca; Bivalvia; Pectinida; Pectinidae
Product: multidrug resistance-associated protein 5-like
Exons: 18
Coding region: 1-2598 (865 amino acids)
Biological process (GO): transmembrane transport
Cellular component (GO): membrane
Molecular function (GO): ABC-type transporter activity; ATP hydrolysis activity; ATP binding
Source: RefSeq, a predicted model, not a curated record